AAGCAACACCCGUUCUUUGAGGGCCUGAACUGGGCUCUGAUACGGUGUGCAAUACCACCGGAGAUGCCCAAGUUUGAUGAAGUUGGGAUUGCCAACUCGACCUUGGCUUCACAGAAAAAGGACCAAAGCAAGGGUGGUCUGAAGGAUUUUCAUGAUACAGGGGAGGACUUGGAGUUCGACGUGUUUUAGCUAGAACUUGCCUAACAUGGGAAGUUGUCUGAUUUUCUCUUUCCUUUUUUUUCCUUUUUUUUUUUUGUUGGGCUUAAAUAGAAAAUUUUCAUUGUUGUUGUAACAGAUAUAUAGCUUAUAUAUAGUGUAAAUGUCACUUGGAAAAUUGGCGGCACAAUAGUUUGGCAGGAUAUGAAUACUAGAGUUGAAGCUGAGACCCUGGAUGGGAAAUUGGGGAAGGGAAGAGCAUUGUUCUUGUCUGAACAUUUUACUACACCCUGUUUAUCAUUUAGCAGGUUUAGAAACAGGGUGCUAAAAACUGAGAUUUGGCAAACAUUGCACUACAGGAUCAGACUCCAUGAAGACCCAUUCCAUAAAAACCUAGUAGGGUUUACAGCAUAGCGUUGGAGAAAGGCUAAAUCCUAAUCAUCCAACUAGAAGUUAAUUCACUUUUAUAAACCAAUGGGCAGCCACUAAUAGACAAUUUGAAAGGAAAUGCGAAGAAAAGAAGUGUUGGAAGGAGUGUGCAUGUCAUGAUGGAGGUCGAACUUGCAGGAAACAGAAAAGAUCAAAUGAACAGCGUGAAAUCAUUGAAGUGGGCCAUUAAAUAAAGUGUGUGCAAGGGCGCAAGCAGCUGUGCCCUCCUUCCCUCAUGGGAAACAGAUGGGACGAAUCAUUUCGCUCCAGCAUCCUAUGCUUCCCAUCCCCUCCCACAAAACAGUAAAAUCUGCUUUCCUCCCUCACUUUCCUUUUUAACGUUCUCAAUGUCCAUACUGUUCAAAAUUUGAACUGCAAAUUGCUUGCUGUUGGGCGAUCCAAUGAUGAUUCAUCUUUCUCCUUCAACUAUUACUUUUAGAAGGUUCUCGCUGGAUGGACCCACUACCAGAUUUUUUUUGUUCUUCGUUUUUUGUCUUUUUUAGGGACCCAUUGUCUUGACAUGAGUUGCCAUAAAAGAUUUUUACCCAAAAGAGGGUUAAAAAGAGAAGCACUCUUUCCCCCACUCCCAGCUGAAUUCAACAAUCAACAUCCAGUCAAACCAGGCUUGAUCUGGAGAUUGGGUGGGCCAGUGUAUUCUCCGUAUCCAGUCCAGCCCAACCCACUAAACAAUUGGGCUGGGCAGAUGAAACUUUGACUUGGGCCCUUUACCCCGGCCCACUCUCCCCCAAGGCCAUUAAACAGCUAGGCAAUCCUUUCGUGCGCAAAGCUCACGCUCCACAUUUUCAGUGUUUCCGAGACGACUCACACUUGAUGGGGGCGUUGUACAAUACAGCAGCGGCAACUCCAGCUGCUCCUUAUUUACAAUUUUGCCCUCAAUUUUCCCAUCUUCACUCUCUAAAACCCCCCUUUCUCCUCCAAAAACCAUACCCAUUUCUCCCGAGGUCGAUCCCUUCCCCCAAACUUCAUUACGGAACCUCUCUCUCUUCUUCCACUGGAGCUGCAAUUAUUGCGUCAAUGGCUUCCGCUCCAUCCGCAGAAACAGAGACCAAACCCUUCUCGGUGCUCUUCGUGUGCCUGGGUAACAUCUGCAGAAGCCCGGCCGCAGAGGGUGUCUUCAGAGACAUUGUGAAGAAAAGAGGCUUGGAUUCCAAGUUCGAGAUUGAUUCUGCUGGCACCAUUGGUUACCAUGAGGGUAAUUUAGCUGACCCCAGAAUGAGAUCUGCCUCGAAAAAGCGUGGGAUUGAGAUAACUUCCAUUUCUAGGCGAAUUCAACCAUCUGAUUUUAGAGAUUUUGAUCUCAUUCUUGCAAUGGACAAACAGAAUAAAGUUGAUAUAAUGGAGGCAUAUAAUAGGUGGAGAUUCAGGGAGACCUUCCCUGCUGAUGCACACAAAAAGGUUAGGCUAAUGUGUUCUUAUUGUAAGAAACAUGAUGAAACUGAAGUCCCGGAUCCUUACUAUGGUGGACCACAAGGUUUUGAAAAGGUUUUAGAUUUACUUGAAGAUGCUUGUGAAUCACUGUUGGACAGCAUUUUGGCAGAGAACAGUCACAUUUUCAGUUCAUAACUUACGGUUGAGCCAAUCUGAUCCAGCUCGAGACCUGGAAUAAUGGAGAGAAUAUUUUUCAUGGCAAAUUUAAAUGAUGUAAAUUAAUCAUGUGUUGCACUUCUGUAAUAAUUUAAUGUGCUGCAACCUCACAUUCUUGCUCUGCAUUCUGCUGGCUUAUUUCUCAUUUGGUUGAUAUGAGAUUGGAAUUUGGAUGUAAAUAUACAUUUGGAUCAAGUGUCCUUAAUUUUCAAGAGAUGAAUUAAAGUGGCUUAUUUGCAUGAGGAA
This is a messenger RNA of Malania oleifera, 2436 nucleotides long. RefSeq lists its product as uncharacterized. Bases 1417 to 2169 code for a protein of 250 amino acids. NCBI's taxonomy places the organism in Eukaryota, Viridiplantae, Streptophyta, Magnoliopsida, Santalales, Ximeniaceae. Gene Ontology annotation, molecular function: protein tyrosine phosphatase activity. Gene Ontology annotation, biological process: protein dephosphorylation. The record is from RefSeq and is a predicted model, not a curated record. The transcript is spliced from 5 exons.